AUGGCCGAGUCCGAGCCGCCCAUGCAGCGAUAUCUUAAACUAUCAUCACAACAAGAGAACAUCCGCCGGAAACUCUCGCUCGAAACCCAAUCACCCACAUCACCCGAAUUCCGAUCAAUGUCCUCAUCACCCACCGAGAGCAUGCAAUCAUCCAUGCACUCAUCCACCACAGCCACGGAGCCACACCUCCCCAGCCCAAUGCCCAUCCCAAUUCAACGUCAACGACACAGCGUCGACUACACGGGGGACGACGCAAAGCGAACACUCUGCGACAUCAACCAGCAGAUGAAGGCAACCCUGACCGAGCUCCUGAACCAGAACCGUUCCGAUGACAAGUACCGGGCGUGGGUGCAGGAGAAGCUGCUCGAGACGGAGCAACAGAUCAGGAAGCAACGUCGUAGGCACUCCAGUGGUGAUCGGGAGAUGGCCGCUUCGAUUGCGACGCACUUCAGUCCCACGCAGAGCUUCGCGUCGCCGUGGCACUAG
Molecule: messenger RNA, 486 nt
Organism: Aaosphaeria arxii CBS 175.79
Lineage: Eukaryota; Fungi; Ascomycota; Dothideomycetes; Pleosporales
Exons: 2
Coding region: 1-486 (161 amino acids)
Source: RefSeq, a predicted model, not a curated record